This is a messenger RNA of Protobothrops mucrosquamatus (brown spotted pit viper), 3291 nucleotides long. RefSeq names its product ATP binding cassette subfamily C member 4 (gene ABCC4). Gene Ontology annotation, biological process: transmembrane transport. The transcript has 27 exons. Gene Ontology annotation, molecular function: ABC-type transporter activity; ATP binding; ATP hydrolysis activity. Gene Ontology annotation, cellular component: plasma membrane. Lineage: Eukaryota; Metazoa; Chordata; Lepidosauria; Squamata; Viperidae. The record is from RefSeq and is a predicted model, not a curated record. Bases 1 to 3147 code for a protein of 1048 amino acids.
AUGCGAAGAAGGAAUCUUAAUUCUACAAAAGAUGAAAGAGGGACGACGGGCAGCGGAAGAACGGCACUUCGUCUGAGUAAUGCAGCCAUGUCAAAAACGACAACCGGUCAGAUUGUAAAUCUUUUGUCAAACGAUGUGAAUAAAUUUGAUCAGGUGACUAUUUUCUUGCAUUUCUUAUGGGCUGGACCCCUUCAGGCAAUAGCUGUGACUGUUCUUUUGUGGCUUGAGAUUGGCCCGUCCUGCCUUGCAGGGAUGGCGGUGCUGAUUAUUCUUCUUCCCUUGCAAACCUGCAUGGGCAGGCUCUUCUCAGCUCUGAGCCAUUCCCUCAUCCAACAGCUGCGGAGAGCAAAAAGGCCCCAAGCAAUACAGGCCUGGCCUCCUGGCCCCAUCAUCCUGCUUUUUAGCCUUCUCCAGGUCUGGGAGGCUGCAAGCAGAGCAAGAGAGGAUGGGCCAGCUGAUGUAGGAAUGUUAAACUUUCUAAUCCUUGAUGAGGUUUCUCAGUUCAGACCACAACUCAAAAGUAACAGUGAAAAUCCUAUCCUUAAUGUACACCAUUUAACUUGCUCCUGGGACAAGACCAUGGAAAUGGCAACACUUCAAGACAUUUCAUUGACUGUCAGACCAGGAGAAUUGCUCACCGUGAUUGGCCCCGUGGGAGCGGGAAAGUCUUCACUCUUGAGUGCUGUGCUGGGUGAGCUGUCUACAAUCAAAGGUUUUAUAGAUGUUCAAGGAAAAAUAGCUUACGUUUCUCAGCAACCCUGGGUAUUUUCUGGCACAGUAAGAAAUAACAUACUCUUUGGAAAAGCAUACCGAAAAGAAAAAUAUGAGAAGGUUUUAAGAGUCUGUGCUCUUAAAAAAGAUAUUGACCAACUGGAAGAUGGAGACCUAACAAUGGUUGGAGACAGAGGAGCUACUUUGAGUGGUGGACAAAAAGCCAGGAUUAAUCUGGCUAGAGCUGUGUACCAGGAUGCCGACAUCUAUCUGUUGGAUGAUCCAUUAAGUGCCGUGGAUGCAGAAGUUAGCAGGCAUUUGUUUGAAAAGUGUAUUUGCCAGACUUUGCAUAAAAAAGUGUGCAUUUUAGUGACUCACCAGUUGCAAUAUUUACGAGCUGCAAGCCAGAUCUUAAUUUUAAAAGAGGGUAAGGAGGUAGGGAAAGGUACCUUCUCAGACUUUCUUAAAUCUGGAAUAGAUUUUUCUUCUCUUUUGAAAAAAGUUGAGGAGGAUGAUCAACCAUCAUCUCCAGGAACACCCAGCCACCAGCUGACUAGGAUCCGUACAUUUUCUCAUUGUGCACAGAUUGAGAGUAAAAACAAUGAAUGUGCCAAGGGCAGAAGUUUGGUUACUUAUGUGCUUCAGGAUUGGUGGCUUUCUUACUGGGCAAACCAGCAAGUAAUGCUAAAUAUCACUAAAAUGGAAUAUGGUGGGCAAAAUAUCACAGAAACUCUGGAUCUUCCCUGGUAUUUAGGAAUGUAUGCAGGUUUAACCGUGGCUACAAUACUUUUCAGUAUACUGAGGAGUCUACUUAUGUUUCACAUUUUGGUUAACGCAGCUCGGACUUUACAUAACAAAAUGUUUCAGUCAGUUCUGAGAACUCCAGUGCUGUUUUUUGACAGAAACCCUAUUGGAAGAAUCCUAAAUCGUUUCUCCAAAGAUGUUGGCCAUUUGGAUGACUUAUUGCCAUUAACAUUCUUGGACUUUGUACAGACUUUUCUUCAGGUGUGUGGAGUGGUCGCAGUAGCGAUUGCCGUGAUACCCUGGAUUCUCAUCCCAUUGGUUCCACUUCUUAUUCUGUUCAUAUUUCUUCGACGAUACUUUUUGGAUACAUCAAGAGAUAUCAAACGUUUGGAAUCUACCACUCGAAGCCCAGUUUUUUCUCAUUUGUCAUCAUCUCUUCAGGGACUUUGGACUAUCCGUGCUUUUCAAGCACAACAGAGAUUCCAAGAAUUAUUUGAUGCACACCAAGACCUACACACAGAAGCCUGGUUCCUAUUUCUGACUACGUCUCGCUGGUUUGCGGUACGCUUGGAUGCCAUCUGUGCCAUCUUUGUGAUAGUGGUGGCCUUUGGCUCUUUGCUACUUGCACAGACUCUUGAUGCCGGAAAGGUUGGCCUUGCUUUAUCCUACGCAAUCACUCUCACAGGAAUGUUCCAGUGGGGAGUUCGGCAAAGUGCAGAAGUUGAAAAUCUGAUGAUAUCAGUGGAACGAGUAACGGAAUACACAGAGUUGGAACAGGAAGCACCCUGGCAUACACACAAACAUCCACCAGCGCAGUGGCCAGCUAAAGGAGUGAUAGCAUUUGAUGAUGUGAACUUUGCUUACAGUGCAGAUGGUCCUUUAGUGUUGAAACAUUUAUCUGCCUUAGUUAAAUCAAAAGAAAAAGUUGGAAUUGUGGGAAGAACAGGAGCUGGCAAAAGCUCUCUAAUAGCUGCUCUUUUCCGGUUGGCCGAGCCUCAAGGAAGAAUUUGGAUUGAUAAAUAUUUGACAUCAGAACUAGGACUUCAUGACUUGAGGAAGAAAAUUUCAAUCAUACCUCAGGAGCCAGCUUUAUUUACUGGGACUAUGAGGAAAAAUUUGGAUCCUUUCAAUGAGUAUAGUGAUGAAGACCUGUGGACUUCUUUAGAAGAGGUCCAACUGAAAGAAGCAAUAGAAGAACUACCUGACAAACUGGAAACACAAUUGGCAGAAUCUGGAUCUAAUUUUAGUGUUGGCCAGAGACAACUGGUAUGCCUGGCCAGGGCUAUUCUGAAGAAGAAUAAAAUACUGAUUAUCGAUGAAGCAACUGCAAAUGUUGACCCAAGAACAGAUGAGCUGAUUCAAAAGACAAUCCGUGAAAAGUUUGCCCAGUGUACUGUUUUGACAAUUGCACACAGACUGAACACCAUCAUCGACAGUGACAGGAUUAUGGUCUUAGAUUUGGGACGCCUGAAAGAAUAUGAUGAGCCAUACAUUUUGCUGCAAGAACAGGAGAGCCUGUUUUACAAGAUGGUUCAACAACUGGGUAAGGCUGAAGCUCUCUCCAUCCUAGAAACAGCCAAACAGGUUUAUUUUAAGAAGAAUUAUCCAGAAGUUGCUCCAAGUGAUCAAGCAGUCCCCAAUCCAUCAAUAUCUGAAUCUCAAGGACUAAUAAUUUUUGAGACUGCUCUAUGAUCUUAUGAAACCAUUGGGAGGGGGCAGGUGCUCUUUUCUUGUCCUUUAACAGAAUGUAACCCUAUCAAAAUACAGACAAAUCUUCCUGUUCAUUCAAACUGUUUUUGCACUGGAAUAUCAAUUGUCACACUGAAGAAAAAUAGA